AUGUGGGAGUGUUCAUACGAGAUUGUGCCUACAAACUCCAACUUUUGUUACUUAUGUAAGAAAGUGGGGCAUUAUAAAAGGGACUUCUCCCAGGUGAAGAAAGUUAUUAUAGGAAGGGUGUACUCGAUGAAUCAAAAGAAGGUGAACCCGAAUUCAACUAUCAUCAUAGGUAAUUUACUAAUCGCUGAUAAGUUAGCCAAUACCUUGAUAGAUACUGGAGCAACAAAUUCAUUUAUUUCUGCAUGCUUUGUGCAACAAACUGGCUUGAAACCUAAUGAAUCCAUGGCUGUUCAUAGAAUUUUUCUACCAUCAGACCCUAGUCUUAAAACUAAUAAGUUUAUUAGAGCUUGUAAAACCAAGAUCCAAAAUCACAAGAUGUUGGUAGAUCUUGUGGUGGUAGAGAUGUCUGAAUUUGAUGUUAUUUUAGGAAUGGACUAG
This is a messenger RNA of Impatiens glandulifera, 438 nucleotides long. RefSeq lists its product as uncharacterized. Lineage: Eukaryota; Viridiplantae; Streptophyta; Magnoliopsida; Ericales; Balsaminaceae. The transcript has a single exon. The record is from RefSeq and is a predicted model, not a curated record. The coding region runs from base 1 to 438 and encodes 145 amino acids.